Messenger RNA from Schizophyllum commune H4-8, 888 nucleotides. Its product is annotated as 23S ribosomal RNA methyltransferase. The record is from RefSeq and is a predicted model, not a curated record. Gene Ontology annotation, biological process: RNA methylation. The transcript is spliced from 2 exons. Gene Ontology annotation, cellular component: mitochondrion. Gene Ontology annotation, molecular function: rRNA (uridine-2'-O-ribose)-methyltransferase activity. The coding region runs from base 1 to 888 and encodes 295 amino acids. Lineage: Eukaryota; Fungi; Basidiomycota; Agaricomycetes; Agaricales; Schizophyllaceae.
AUGCUCAAGGCGACGCGUGUCGCCCUAGGAAGCACACCGAGCAGUAAAGCAUGGGUUAGCCGCCAGCUUCGCGACCCGUACGUCAAGCACCGUCUCGACCUCCGCUCGCGCUCUGCCUUCAAGCUCCUCGAGAUUGAAGCACAGCACAACUUCAUCGACAAGCCCCAUGUCAGGGGCGUCGUAGACCUCGGUGCGGCACCCGGCGGCUGGAGUCAAAUCGUCUCGCGCAAGCUGGGCUGGUCGAGGGAACGGUCUGCACCGAUGCGCGCACCGAGCGGGAAGGACCUCAAGUCUGCAUCGCAGAAGAGCACCCGAAAAGCUCGGGUGGAAACGCUGGAUGACGACUACGAUCCCCUGAACAUUGAUGACGAGCUGCACACGCUCAAGGGCCGCGGGACGAUCGUCGCCGUCGACUUACUGCCUAUGGUGCCGAUCCCGGGCGUACGGACUCUGAAGGGCGACUUUCUCGCGCCAUCGACGGUGCAGAAGGUCCGCACGCUCCUUGCGACCUCCGAGAACCCUGGGGGAAAGGCCGACAUCAUCCUCUCCGACAUGGCAGCGAAUGCAUCUGGCACGGGCGUUCGCGACAUUCAGUCGAGCCUGGACAUCUGCGAGAGCGUAUACAGUUUCGCUGCGCGUAACUUGCGGUCUAUGCAAGAAACGGGGGAUUCGUGGGGCGGAGUGCUAUUAAUCAAGUACUUCGCCCAUCCCCUCCUUGAAGACUUCAGUCGAGAGAACUUACAGCCCAACUUCCGAAAGGUGCACCUAGUGAAGCCGCCGGCAAGUCGCUCGGACUCACGCGAGACCUACUUCCUGUGCAUGGGGUUCAAGGGUGGCGAGGAGCCUACACCAAUCACUGGUAGCGAGUUCGGCCUACUGCCAGAGUGA